Molecule: messenger RNA, 720 nt
Organism: Acanthamoeba castellanii str. Neff
Lineage: Eukaryota; Discosea; Longamoebia; Acanthamoebidae
Product: methionineR-sulfoxide reductase
Exons: 5
Coding region: 1-720 (239 amino acids)
Biological process (GO): protein repair; response to oxidative stress
Cellular component (GO): cytoplasm
Molecular function (GO): peptide-methionine (R)-S-oxide reductase activity
Source: RefSeq, a predicted model, not a curated record
AUGAGCGGCACCGUGCAGAUCUCGCAGACCACCGAGAGGACCCUUCCCAACAGCGAUUACCCCGUCAUGGAGGUCGAUCUCAUGGCCCGCCGAAGCGGCGAGAAGUACAAGGAGCACUUCGACGAAGGCUUCUACUGCUGCGCGCACUGCGGAGCGCGCCUGUUCAGCUCGACGGAGAAGUUCCAGGCCUCUGGUCGCUACCCGGCCUUCCGGAAGCCCAUUGCCCGCUCGUUCCUGAGGUUCCACGAGGACUUCUCCUACGGCACCCUGCGCAAGACCGCCUCCUGCGCCAACUGCGACCUGUACCUGGGAAUGGUGCUGGAGACUGUGGUGGAUGAGCAGCCGACCAAGUACUACGGCAUUCUGUCUAUCACUGUCGAGUUCGAGCCACGCGCCAACGCCGGCGACGCCCCCGACCACAUUGAAGAGGAGGAGAGCGAGGAAGAGGAGGUCGUGGAGCCGCCUCGCAUUGUCGUCGCUCCCAAGAAGACCGAGCCCGUCCAGCCCGCAGCUGAGCCCGUCCGAGCUGCGCCUGCGCAGCCCAAGGUCGUCGACGAUGAGGAAGAGAAGCCAACCGUGCAGACGCCUACUAAGAUCACGCCCACGGGUGAGGUUUCCAUCGGCGCGACGUUGGUCAAGUAUGCCCACAUUGCUCUCUUCGUCGCUCCGCUUGUUGCCGGUUUCUACCAGAAGUACCGCAACCAGAGCCACGCCUCUUGA